UUCGAGUCCUCCUUUUUUUUCCACAUGAACCCCCCUUCCACUCCUCUCUCAUUUCCUCUUUUCUCACAUUGUUCUCUCUUUCCUAAUCUGCUGUACCCAGCUUCUUCUUCUUGUGUGAUCGCCUCUUCUCUCCCAGCUGCUCUCAGAUCAACCACACACCACCGGACGGAUCCAGUGUCUCCAGCUGUGUAGCUCCAGUCCCGCAGGCAGGGUCGGCCAUGUUGUUGUGUGGGGGUUGAUGAUUCCAGAAGGUGAAGAAGAAGGAGACAACACAGAAGCAGGACGUGGAUUUGUGAAGCAGGGCGAGACGAUGGGCUGCAUAAAGAGCAAAGAGGACAAAGGCACUAACAUGAAGUAUCGGCAGGAAAAUUCCACAGGAUCGGAUCCAAACACCACCACCACCACCACCACACCUCACAUCGGUCACUACGGACCUGAUCCCACUCAGCUGCAGCAGAAUCAACCUCCCUCGUCCUCAUCGAGCUCCGGGGCUGCAAACUUCAACCACACCCACCCGUUUGGAGGCUCCUCGUCUGCCAUUACUCCCUUUGGAGGGGCGUCAUCGUCCUUCUCCGGGCCUGUGUCAAACUCUUUCUCUGGUGCUGUCUCAAGUGGCGUUACGUUCUUUGUUGCCUUGUAUGACUACGAAGCUCGAACAUCCGAUGAUCUUUCAUUCAAAAAAGGAGACCGCUUCCAGAUCAUCAACAAUACAGAGGGAGACUGGUGGGAGGCUCGCUCGAUCAACACGGGAAGGAAAGGGUACAUCCCGAGCAACUACGUGGCCCCUGCUGACUCCAUCCAGGCUGAAGAGUGGUACUUUGGUAAAAUGGGACGCAAAGAUGCUGAGAGGCUGUUGCUGAAUCCAGGGAACCAUCGAGGAACUUUCCUUGUGCGAGAAAGUGAAACUACAAAAGGUGCUUACUCUCUCUCCAUACGAGACUGGGAUGAUGCCAAAGGAGACAAUGUGAAACACUACAAAAUCCGCAAGCUGGACAGCGGGGGAUACUACAUCACCACAAGAGCACAGUUUGAAACAUUACAGAAGCUUGUCAAACACUACACAGAGCAUGCCGACGGGCUCUGCCACCGAUUGACUACGGUUUGUCCCACGGUCAAGCCUCAGACCCAGGGGCUGGCUAAAGAUGCCUGGGAGAUACCCCGGGAGUCCUUGCGCCUGGAGCUCAAACUGGGCCAGGGCUGCUUCGGAGAGGUCUGGAUGGGCACUUGGAAUGGCACAACAAAGGUGGCCAUAAAGACGCUGAAGCCGGGCACUAUGUCGCCUGAGGCCUUCCUCCAAGAGGCUCAGAUCAUGAAGAAACUGAGACAUGACAAACUGGUGCCUCUGUAUGCUGUUGUGUCAGAGGAGCCGAUUUAUAUCGUCACAGAGUACAUGGCCAAAGGAAGCUUGCUCGACUUCCUCAAAGAGGGUGACGGUAAAUUUCUGAAGCUCCCAUUGUUGGUGGAUAUGGCUGCUCAGAUCGCAGACGGCAUGGCUUUCAUUGAGAGGAUGAACUACAUCCACAGGGACCUGCGUGCUGCAAAUAUCCUCGUUGGCGACAACCUGGUGUGCAAGAUCGCUGACUUUGGCCUGGCGAGGUUGAUAGAGGACAAUGAGUACACAGCGAGGCAAGGAGCCAAAUUCCCUAUUAAAUGGACGGCCCCUGAGGCUGCCCUCUAUGGACGCUUCACCAUCAAGUCAGACGUCUGGUCCUUUGGGAUCUUACUCACUGAGCUCGUCACCAAAGGCAGAGUGCCCUACCCAGGGAUGGUGAACCGGGAGGUCCUUGAGCAGGUUGAGCGCGGCUACCGCAUGCCCUGUCCCCAAGGAUGCCCCGAGUCCCUGCACGAGAUGAUGAAGGUGUGCUGGAAGAAGGAGGCCGAUGAGAGGCCGACUUUCGAGUACCUGCAGUCCUUCUUGGAGGACUACUUCACCUCCACAGAGCCACAGUACCAACCCGGAGAGAACCUAUAGCCUGCCUGGACUCUGUUGCGUAUCCCUACGCCUGGGAGCAGACUUGGAGAAAACACAAGCUCUUAAAUCAGACAACUCGACUGGAAAACAGACUUCACCACUACUUGCUCUUCAAAUUCUUCAUUUAACUAAUUUGUCUCUUAAUGUCACCAUCAUUUCAUUUUAUUGUCUUGUCCUUUUUGUUUUUAUUCAUGGUACUACACAAGUCUAACCUGUGUCAACUGUUUUGAUUUUAUAUAGGUUUUAUCGCAAUGUAUGACAUUGACUGUGGCGGAGAGAAAAAUCAUUUCAGAUCAGUUUUAGAUUCACUACAUGUGGGGAGUUCUCUCAUGGACACAGUAUAUUGCUGUGAAAUAAGCUGUGAUAAUCCCUCGAAAUAGAAAAUCAUAUUGUAGAGUCCAACUGUUGGCCUUCUGUGUGGUUUAACGUUGAGAUCUCACACUACAUUUGCCUCCAAAUUGCGUUCUUAUGUGGUGAAUUGGUUAAAUUAUGCAUUAAAGCAAUUAAUUAUUAAAAGAGAUAAUAUAUUUCAGUAAUGGGGAGAAGUUCUCAGGGGACUGAUGGUCCAUUUAACAAUGAUUAUUUAAAAGAAAAUCCCACACAGCUUCACUUUACUUAUAUUUUAUCAGCUGCAGUGCAAUUUUUAUUUUUUACAAAUGAAAGACAGGACUGUGACGUGGUCUUUGAUGCCUUUCUGAUUUUUUACAAUGCAUUUUUUCAUGUUGUUUUUAAUGCUCCUUUGCUAUCACAUUUUAUUCAUAUCACUCGGACAUGGAUUUAUAGCUUCAGUCGAAGAUUUCCUUGACUGUCGAUCAUCCUCCUUGAGACCUCUGUGAAGACUUAAUACAACAAAGCCAUAAUGCUUUCUGUCCGCACUGCCCAGGUUGUAUAAUCUCACUGUGAUCAGCACAGACACAAAAAGCUUACAUAAGGUCACUCCAUGUAAUGUGUCAGCGAGUUAAACAGUGAGGAAACUCGAGGACUUUUUGGCAUCUUGUCAAACCAGAAUAACACCUAAGGGACUGUCUGCCACCGAGGGAGCAGGACGAUUUCACUGACUUUUACUUCUAUGAGUGGAAAUAAAUCACAAAGCCGCCAAAAAGUGACGAAGCACUUAGAUUAUUUUGUGUUCAUGUAUCCUUGCAAGGACUAUUUGUACUGCAAAGACUAUUUGUACUGCAAUGACAACAGUUUUUUCUACAGUGAUUUUACCUUUGCAUUCUCUGCCUCUAUAUGAACAAGUCGGAGGCAGUACUUAAUGCAAAUAAAACUAGCCUGACUUGUAAAGAAGGGCUUUGUAUAUUAUAAAAUCCUCGUUUUGUAAGAAUACUAUUAAAUGGUUAAGAUUGCUAAAUAUAUUUGGAAGAGAGGAAGUGGGUGCAGUCUUGUCUUUGGAGUUUGUACAAUAAAGACGUGAUUUUGA
Molecule: messenger RNA, 3395 nt
Organism: Notolabrus celidotus (New Zealand spotty)
Lineage: Eukaryota; Metazoa; Chordata; Actinopteri; Labriformes; Labridae
Product: tyrosine-protein kinase yes-like
Biological process (GO): innate immune response; cell differentiation; cell surface receptor protein tyrosine kinase signaling pathway
Cellular component (GO): extrinsic component of cytoplasmic side of plasma membrane
Molecular function (GO): signaling receptor binding; ATP binding; non-membrane spanning protein tyrosine kinase activity
Source: RefSeq, a predicted model, not a curated record